AUGAAGACCGAUUUACAACAUAACAUGUGGCUCGCUGCGAGUCGGAAAAUUCUCCUGACGGAUAAACUUCCUCAGCAGCUUGCUGUGUCUCCGAUGACGACUCCGACAACUGAUAAAGGAGAUGACGAUGACGAUGACGUCCUCGGGUACAUUCCUCUUCCUCCGGAAAUCUACAGGGAAGUCGAUGAAGUUGACUUCGAAAUCCUCUACGAGAUGGAUAGUCGCAGUUGUCCUGUACGAAACCCUGAAAAACUAGGCACUUUGAAAAGCGGUGACCAUUUGUCUUCGAAAACCGAGAUCGCAUCCGUGUUUCGUCGUAAACCUGAAACAGAGCACUUGUCGUGUGGAAGAAUACUAAGUGGAGACGAGGUAUACACCAAAAACAUCACACGUGAUCGUCCGAAGCUACGAAACCGCAAGUUGAACAUGUCCUGCACAGAAGUGAGGGCCCGUAUACUACCUCCGAGAAGCCUCAGGAAACUCGAGUUCGGUGUGGCGUACGCUCGUAUUGUCUAUGAGGGUUAUGAAUUCAUAGAAGACGAACUCAGGGCCAGCUUUCACCCGCAAAAUAUCUUCUGCUUCUCUGUAGACGCGAAAGCUGGGAAUGAAUUCUAUUCCAACAUUUUUGCGCUUUCGAUUUGUCUGCCUAACGUACUGGUUUCUCCAAUUCGCUAUCCGAUAAAUAGUCUAGGAGAAAAUGUGAAUCAAGCUCACUACGAUUGUCUUAAGCUUCUUUCCAAGCACGAAGGCUGGCAAUACGCCAUAUUACUUCAGAACUACGACAUGAUGAUCAAAUCUGUAUACGAGACUGUGUCGAUUCUAAAAGCGCUUAACGGUGCAAAUGACAUCUACUCAAGACCUUGUGAAAAGAAUAGAUGGAAUCACACAGCAAAUUGGAAUGUGCGCACAUUGAAGCUCUUCCGUAAUGAAUCAUUAGCAACAGCCUCACAAUUAGCUACUAACUUGACAAUCGUUCGAGGAGUGGUACAAUCUUCAAUAAGUAGAGCUGCUGUUGAAUGGGCUGUCAAUACCGUUGACCUAACUGCGCUUAUCAACCAAAUCCACACUCGUGUGCUCGGUACAGACGAGCUACUUUGGGCUAUCUUGCAAAUGAGCGAUGAUUUACAAAUGCCAGGAAGAUUUACCGGAAAUUGCAGUAAAAGCUACGUACCCUCUUUUACAAGAUUAACCAUCUGGAUUAACCAAAAUGAGUUUCCAUGUCCCAAGAAAAGACAUAGCAUCUGCAUAUUUGGAGUAGAAAAUCUGCAGUUUCUAUCAGCGAGUAGAAGCUUAUUGGCCAAUAAACCUUACCCUGCCUAUGACUAUGCAAUAGUUGACUGCAUGCACGAACUGUUGUUCAAUCGCACAUAUCUCGGCCAAAUCGAUCAUGAUUUGGAUCUGCAAUUCUACAGAUCCCUUGAAAAUGUGCGCUAUCACACGAAUUCCAUCAAUCCCAAUCCGAAUUACAAACUGCAGUGUCCAUGA
Messenger RNA from Cylicocyclus nassatus, 1485 nucleotides. NCBI's taxonomy places the organism in Eukaryota, Metazoa, Nematoda, Chromadorea, Rhabditida, Strongylidae. The record is from the annotation of a GenBank genome assembly.